UGUGUGUUUUACGCGCUAUGUUUACCGCAGUUUACCGAUUACUUUAUUUACUAACCGAAACGUGUUUUUAAUUACUCUUUUUCUCAGUCUCUAGCUAGACAAUUACUUGGUGGUAAAGUAAUUCAUUCAAGUUCAUAAAUGUGAAGCAACAUGAGUAAACAACUUUCGCUCGAUGUGUAUUUCAACAAGUCAAAAUCAAGUGUUAUUUCACCACUUCCGAGCAAAUCUAUCAUGAAUAGUGAUCAUAAACUAACCAAAGUUGGUAAAAAACGUAAUCUAUCUUUAAGAAAAUCUGUUACUCCGUCCAAGGCUCCUAAAGUGACUCCUCAUAAAAACGAUCGAGAGGUCAUAAAUUUGUGCAGUGACGAGGAUGAUGACGAUCUCAGAGGUCAGACAAGUGAUAACAUUACACCGCCAAAACGUGAUGCACACGAGCUGAUUGAUGUGCAAAAUAAGGAGGCUGCUAGUAAGCUUAUAGCAAAUAAUGACAAAAAAGGGCAUGGAAUAGUGAAUUUGCUUACAUAUGAAGAUGAAGAAAUUAGCAUAAAAAACGAAUUUGAAACUCCCAAAAAGAGUGAUGGAAAUGAUACGGACUCAUCACAAAAUACUAUAAUUUAUUCACCACAAACUCCUACCAAAGCUCAACAAACACCUACCAUUACUGCACCUUCAGUAUAUCAAAGCCCUCCAUCAGCAAACAAAUAUUUUUCACCAAAUAAGAAAAGAGCUGUGUUUAAAAAAAAAGUAUCAGUAAGGAAACAGCUGCUUAAAAAUGAUGAUGAAGUAAACAAUGAUGCACUAUUUCACAAUGCUUGUUUAGGAAUGGAUGAUAAAACCAUAUUUCUAUUGAGUAUAGUCAAUAAGUGUAAGAAUAAUAACUCCCUUUGGCAUUUACUUGACGAAGAGUCUCAAAGUUUGCUAUUAAGAUGUAUGCAUGUUGUGAAACCUGGCAUGAGGCUAGUAUGCCGACUCUACUGGCACAAAGAAGGCUGGUACAAGAAGGAAAAACUCAAAUUUAUACUCGCUGGAAACGAUGAUAUUGAUGACCCUACCUUGCAUGAGGUGCUCCAGUCUUUGGAAGAAAAUGGCUUUCUGACUUCAGAUGGCAACAGUCUGUCCUUUGAAGAAUACACUUCUUUAUUGAAUGGUGAUGAGUUGAAACAAAUCUGUAAAGAACUCAAAAUCAAAAUAAGUUCUAAACAGGGUGCCAUCGCAUCUCUAAAGAGUUACAGUAGAGAGAAAAGUAUUGUUACUUUUUUUAACACAAACAAAACUAACAACAAUACUUCAAGAGUAUUGAGAAUCAUGAGCUCAAAGGCUGGUCCUUGCUAUAAACUAUCAGAUGUAGCAAGAAGAACAAUAUACAAAUUGUAUAUUCUGAUGUAUCUUGGAAUUAAUUACAACAUAAUAAGGGAAAAGAAUUUAGAGUUAACACUUCUGUAUGACAAAAUAAACAGAGAGACAUAUCCAGUGGAGGAUGACAUGCUGGAUGACGCAAGUGUUGUAUUUAGAGAGAGAGCUGAGUUUGAAAGUUAUGUAAAGGCCUUUGAUGUUUAUGAGGCAUUCCUCAUUGAAGAUGUUUUAGACAAAAAAAUCAAAACUGUAACAGAAUCUUUUGAAGUAUACAAAGGAACAAGUGAAAUUGAAGUACAACGCCAAAAGUCUAUUCCGGAUUGGUUAAGACGUUACACACCUUUAAAUUUGUAUAUCAAAAUUCUUGAAUCUGGCAUCCAAGAUCUCAAAAAAAUCAAGGACUAUCAGUCAGCUCUUGAAAUACUUCAGAUGCUGAUAUCACAGGACUCAUUCAGACAACACAAGAAAGCAGAAUGGUAUGCUGAGAUGGCUUUAGUUUUGCAAAAAUGUGACCAAAAAGAAGAAGCGGCUGAAAUAUUAUUAGAAGGAUUCAGAUCUAACCUAUCAGAAGAAGCCAAAGAUGUGAUGCGACCCCGCGCUAAACUAGUCGCAAAGCAUACAGCAAACCAAGAAAUGAAGAACGAACUUCUAGAUUAUGCUAGUAAAGAACAAAUAUUGGAGAAAAACUUGCGCGGCGUUCAUAUUUACAAGCAGCCAAUGGAUCGAACACAGCAGAAAGGCAAACUAAAGUUUGAGACGCGCCAGUCUGGCGAGAGAACUGUACAAGAUGUAGAGGAAUACUGCUUGUCAGAAUAUUUAAAUAAAGGCGAAUUCACAAAUGGUAUGCACUGGGAAGGCAGGAUUAUAACGACGAUGUUCUUCCUGUUAUUCUGGGACAUAAUAUACUGGAAGCCUCCCGGUUGCGUAGGCGUGUUCCUGACUCGCUUCCAGAAAUUGCCGCUGGAUUUGUUUUGCGAAAGCUUCUAUAAGAACAGGAGCGAGUCGAUAGAAGCGCGGCUGUCGUUGAUAGAGCGCUCCUCGGUCGAAGAGUUGCUGUGGAUUAUGCAGUCGAAGUGGUGUACUAGGUCAGAAACCGAGCACUCAGGCCUCAGCCGCGACAGCAUGUCGUGGGAGCAGGUUUGCGGCGUGGUCACGUGUCUCGGCGGCGGCGCGCUGGCGGCGUUAUGCCGGCGACUCGCGCGCGACUACCGCCACGCGCACUCGGGAUUCCCCGACCUUACGCUGUGGAACACUAGGACUAACCAGAUAAGGUUCGUCGAGGUGAAAAGCGACACAGACCGGCCCUCCAUGAAGCAGAUUCAAUGGAUGCACUACUUGCAGCAGAAUGGCAUCGACACAGAAUUUUGUUACGUGGGCGUUCAUACAACCAGGUGUAAAGCUAGGUCCAUCUCUUGAUGUAUAUCUUUAUAAUGAUUAUUAUUAUACGUAACAAGAUAUUGUUGUUUAGUACAAGCGUUCAGUCAAAUCGUUUAAAUUGAGGUGCUAUGAAAGGAUAAUAAACUCGAGUUGCAAGCCUGUAUUACUAAUUUUAGUAUUUAGACCAGUAGCCGUUUAGAAUCUAUUUUAGUUGCUGAUAGAUAUUUGAUUGUCGUUUGUUUAUAAAGUGCCAAAGUAUAUUCGUUGGAUCUAAAAUUCCAAAUUGUACGUUACUAAAGUUUAGUUUAUCCUAUUUUGAUGUAGUCAUUACGUUUAAUUCAGAUCAUGAACUUUGUGAUUAGUAUAAUAUGUUGGCUAUAUUAGUCAUAAGCCACAAUUAAGCUGUGCAUUUUUUUGGUGAAAUAUGUUAAGUACAUAAUUAAGAUUGAUUUUAAAUCAAUUUUAAAGUAACUAACAUAAUUUAAAUGUUUAAGUGGUCACUAAUAAUUAAGUCGUUAUAAUAAGUCUUACUUGACAAAACUGGGUGCUAUUUGCAGAGUAAUUAUAAGUGAUGAAUAAUUGAUUAUCAAAUAAAUGAUAUUUUUGUAAAUAA
Messenger RNA from Ostrinia nubilalis (European corn borer), 3343 nucleotides. Its product is annotated as fanconi-associated nuclease 1-like. Gene Ontology annotation, biological process: interstrand cross-link repair. Gene Ontology annotation, molecular function: flap-structured DNA binding; 5'-3' exonuclease activity; 5'-flap endonuclease activity. Lineage: Eukaryota; Metazoa; Arthropoda; Insecta; Lepidoptera; Crambidae. The transcript has 11 exons. The record is from RefSeq and is a predicted model, not a curated record. Gene Ontology annotation, cellular component: nucleus. Bases 151 to 2769 code for a protein of 872 amino acids.